Messenger RNA from Pelmatolapia mariae (spotted tilapia), 1696 nucleotides. It is a transcript of the gene angptl6, whose product is annotated as angiopoietin-like 6. The record is from RefSeq and is a predicted model, not a curated record. NCBI's taxonomy places the organism in Eukaryota, Metazoa, Chordata, Actinopteri, Cichliformes, Cichlidae. Bases 165 to 1625 code for a protein of 486 amino acids. The transcript has 7 exons.
GCAUUAACAUUUAUUUUGAUUUAGAGGAAGAUUUUUUUUAAAUAUCACUGUUUAUGUCUUAACAUUUGAUUUCUAAUUUUCCGCGUUUUUGUCCUGGGAGCUGCUGGAGCGCAACAAAAACACCAAAAGCUGUCUAACCAUCUGGCACAGAUUGUUACAGAUUCAUGGAGAAGGCACUGACAGUAGUUCUGCCUCUUUUGCUUACACUUUGUGUGAACAUGCCAGAAGUUGGCGGACAGAAGGAGGGAGCCCAGGUUGACAACAAAGGUUCAUCACGUUCUUCAGAAACAAAAACAGGCCGGUGCUCUUACACCUUCAUAGUGCCUCAGCAGAAAUUGACUGGGGCGCUAUGUCUGAACACGCAGCCUGCUCCUACCAACCAUUCAGAAGUGUCAGCCUUAUGGGCAGAGCUCAAACGACAGCAGGAACUACUAGAGAAGCUAAGAAGCCAACUGGAGCAGGAAGGGGCCCUUGCCAUUGAAGUAAGGGCCUUGCGCAAAGAGAGCAGCAGUAUGAAUUCUCGCAUCACCCAGCUCUAUGCUCAGCUGUUACAUGAAGUUAUAAACAAGAAAGAUCAGACCUUGGAGCAGCAAAAGGUGGAGAACCUUCUGCUAAAUGCGACAGCACAGGCACUGCAGGUGUCCAGUGAUUACAGGGAGCUGGAGAAGAAAUAUGGAGCCCUCACCUCUAUGAUGAGUUCACACAACCAGUUUAUUGCCCGUUUGGAGAAGAAAUGCCAGUGCAGGGACUCUGCCCAGUCCUCUAAGGUCGUUACUGAACCACCCAAAAGUCAGUCAAAUGUGCAUCCGAAUUACAGUUCUGAAAACAGCCAAAUGACCAAUGAUGUUCAACGGGACCAAAGUGCUCUUCCAUUAGAGCAAGCUCAAACAGGGGGAGGUCCUUUCCAUCCCCCCACUACCACCAGCAGUCCUACAGACCCUUCCUUCUUUAGCUUCCCUGUCACGAAAACUCCAGGGCCAUGGCAGGACUGUCAGCAUGUGCUGGAAUCAGGUGAAACUAUCAGUGGGAUCUAUUUGCUCCGGCCGCAGAAUUCCAACCGACUCCUGCAGGCCUGGUGUGAGCAGAGUCAAGCUCAGGGAGGGUGGACGGUCAUCCAGAGGAGACAAGAUGGGUCAAUCAACUUCUUUAGAGACUGGGAACAGUAUAAGCAAGGCUUUGGGAACCUAGAUGGAGAAUACUGGCUUGGUCUGGAAAACCUAUACUGGUUGACCAAACAGGCUCAGUAUAAGUUGCGGGUGGCCCUGGAAGACUGGCGUGGCCGGCAGGUGUUUGCUGAGUAUGACAGCUUCUAUGUGGAACCAGAGAGUGACUGGUAUCGACUGCGGUUGGGACUGUAUCACGGCAAUGCAGGGGACUCCCUCUCCUGGCACAGCAACAAGGCCUUUACCACUUUGGAUCGAGACAAAGACAGCUAUGGCGGUAACUGUGCUCAUUAUCAGAAGGGAGGCUGGUGGUAUCACAUGUGUGCCCACUCCAAUCUGAAUGGUGUGUGGUAUCGUGGUGGACACUAUCGAAGCCGGUACCAGGAUGGCGUUUACUGGGCAGAGUUCCAUGGAGGAUCGUACUCCCUUAAACGGGUUUCCAUGAUGAUCAAACCCAAAUAACAAGGUUAUCUUAUGGACAUGUGGAAAGGAAAGACAUGAUGUGGAUGAUCUUCACAUAUGUGCAGAGAGAA